UUUGGAGUACUAAAGAUAUAGCAUUGGAAAGAAAGGUUAUAAAAUUUAAAACUAAUUUUAAUUACAAUGAUGCAUUGUUUAAUUACAAUUGCCAUAAUUAUGGCUUCAUUCGCCAUUUUCCUAACAAAUGGAGAAUUUUAUUCAUCUGUUCAUCAAAUGUCCAAAGUUAUGGAUUUUGAAUUGAAAAUGUUAAAAAAUAUGCAAAAGUUUAUUGGAAAAAAUCAAAAUAAAUUGGAUUACCUAAAAGAACGUCUGGCUGAAUAUGAAAGAGAACGCAAUGAAGCCGUGCAAAUGGGUUCAUCAUAUUUUGAAAAUCCCGUUAACAAAUAUUUACUCACCAAACGUUUAACAAGCGAUUGGGAUCGCCUGGAAAAUAUUCUACAAUACAAAGAAGGAGAGAAAACCUUAAAGAAAAUUGAAAAUAAAAUUGUCAACGAAUCUGAAUUGGAAGGUGCUUUGGAAGGUGUUCUAAGACUUCAAGAUGUCUAUCGUUUCAAUACAUCCGAUAUAGCCAGUGGUCUUUUCCAGGGUGUUCAAUAUGAUGUCCAUUUUGAUGCUCGUCAUUGUUUCGAUUUGGGAAAGAGGGCGGCUGAAACAGAAUACGUAAAGUUGGGAUAUUUCUGGUUAAAAGAAGCCUUAAAGAGGUCCGCAGAUGAUGCGAGUGUUGAUAAAUUGGAUAUUGAAUUGGCCAUAGCUCAUGUUAAAUUCAAAUUGGGAGACAUCAAGGGGGCCAAUGAAACCUAUGCCGAGCUAUCCAGUCGUUAUCCUGAAAAUGAAAAAGUGGCCAAAUUGUUUUCAGAAUUUGUUGUAAACUCGGCCGAUAAGCCGCAAUACUAUGUCGAUUACAGUGUGGAGCAUGAGCCCCCACCGGAGCAUAUAUUCUCAGCUUCUCGUGAAAAGCUCUACAAGUACACAUGUGCUGGUCUUAUCAAGAAAACCCCGGCCGAUGAACGUGAUUUGCGCUGUGGCUAUUUGGUGGAAACCCAUCCCUUCCUUUGGCUGGCCCCCAUUAAAGUAGAGGAACUACAUCACGAUCCACUGCUGGUUGUCUUCUACGACGUUCUCUCCGAUAAGGAAAUUGAGACAUUGCGUGAUAUGACCAAACGGAUUGAACGUGCCACUGUAAUGAGUCCAAACGGGUCAGUGGUGUCCAAGGUGCGCACUAGCCAAUUCCAAUUUAUACCCGUCACACAUCAUCCACUUUUGGGUAAAAUCGAUCAGCGUGUUGCGGAUAUGACCAAUUUAGAUAUGAAAUAUGCGGAGGAUCAUCAAUUUGCCAAUUAUGGUAUCGGAGGACAUUACAGUGAACAUCAUGAUUAUUUCUAUAUUGAAUCAGUUAAAAAAACGACAAUCAGUGAUUACGAUACCUUGGGAAAUCGCAUUGCAACCCUUUUGUUCUAUCUAAGUGAUGUUGAACAGGGCGGUGGCACUGCCUAUCCUUAUAUGAAAACACUGGUAAUGCCAAAGAAAGGCGCCGCAGCAUUUUGGUAUAAUUUACAUGCUUCCGGUGAUCGGGAUUGGAGAAGUCUUCAUGGCGCUUGCCCCAUCAUUGUUGGUUCUAAGUGGGUACAAAAUCGUUGGAUUCGAGAACACGACCAAAGUGAAAAAAGACCUUGUUACACCUUUAACGAUAAAGUUGAAGAAAUAUUAUAGACUUUAGUUUUACGAUUUAGAAUUAUGUGAUAGAAUAAAUUUAUAUAAUUUA
Molecule: messenger RNA, 1705 nt
Organism: Musca domestica (house fly)
Lineage: Eukaryota; Metazoa; Arthropoda; Insecta; Diptera; Muscidae
Product: prolyl 4-hydroxylase subunit alpha-1
Exons: 8
Coding region: 67-1653 (528 amino acids)
Biological process (GO): peptidyl-proline hydroxylation to 4-hydroxy-L-proline
Cellular component (GO): endoplasmic reticulum
Molecular function (GO): procollagen-proline 4-dioxygenase activity; protein binding; iron ion binding
Source: RefSeq, a predicted model, not a curated record